This is a messenger RNA of Magnolia sinica, 1763 nucleotides long. RefSeq names its product low affinity inorganic phosphate transporter 8-like. The transcript has a single exon. Gene Ontology annotation, biological process: transmembrane transport. Gene Ontology annotation, cellular component: membrane. The coding region runs from base 99 to 1733 and encodes 544 amino acids. Gene Ontology annotation, molecular function: transmembrane transporter activity. NCBI's taxonomy places the organism in Eukaryota, Viridiplantae, Streptophyta, Magnoliopsida, Magnoliales, Magnoliaceae. The record is from RefSeq and is a predicted model, not a curated record.
ACACCCAUCCAACGCCACCUUCCAUCUCCAACCCACAAUCCUCAACACCCAUUUCGCUCCAGACGGUCAGGCAAUCGGACGGCUGAGAUUGAUGAACAAUGUCUCAAAGACAAGGGACGAUGUCACUCUUCUCGGCCCUCGACAAUGCGAAGACCCAGCUCUACCAUUUCAUGAUGAUCGUGAUAGCCGGGAUGGGAUUCUUCACCGACGCCUACGAUCUCUUCUGCAUCACAGCCGUCACUAAGCUAAUGGGCCGUCUCUACUACUACGAUCCAACCAAGCAAAAGCCAGGGACCCUACCAGACAACGUGAACAAUGCAAUCACUGGCGUGGCGCUGUGCGGUACACUCGCCGGUCAGCUGUUUUUCGGGUGGCUUGGAGACAAGCUCGGCCGGAGGAAGGUGUACGGUAUCAUGCUCAUCAUGAUGUUUGCAUGUGCGAUCGCAUCCGGCUUCUCGAUGGGGUCCACCCCCAAGGCCGUGAUGAGCUGUCUGUGCUUUUUCCGCUUCUGGCUUGGGUUCGGCAUCGGUGGCGAUUACCCGCUCUCGGCCGUCAUCAUGUCGGAGUACUCCAACCAGAAAACGCGUGGUGGGUUCAUCGCCGCCGUCUUCGCGAUGCAGGGGAUUGGGAUUCUGGUGGCGGGAGCCGUCGCGAUGGCCGUCUCCAAAGCAUUUUGGGUGGCUUACCCAGCACCGAGCUUUGUUGCCAACCGCGUUCUGUCGACUCAACUGGAAGGUGACUUCGUCUGGCGGAUUAUUCUCAUGUUCGGAGCGAUCCCAGCUGCUCUGACAUACUACUGGCGGAUGAAGAUGCCGGAGACGCCUCGGUUCACGGCAUUGAUCGAGGGGGACCAGAAGAAGGCGGCAGCUGACAUGGCAAAGGUGCUUGAGACCGACAUACCGGUCACUGAGGUCCGAACCGAUACGAAAAAAUCAUAUGGAUUGUUCUCCAAGGAGUUCAUGGCUCGCCAUGGGAUCCACAUGAUUGGAACAUCCAUGACAUGGUUUCUCCUCGACAUCGCCUUCUACAGCCUCAACCUCAUGCAGAAGGAUAUCUACCCAGUUAUGGGGCUACUGCCAAAAGCUCAGAAGAUGAAUGCAAUUGAGGAGGUGUAUAGGAUCUCUAAGGCCAUGUUCUUGGUGGCGCUCUUCGCCACUGUCCCGGGGUACUGGUUUACUGUCUUCCUCAUUGAUCGGAUUGGACGGUUGGCGAUCCAGCUCGGCGGGUUCUUCAUGAUGUCCAUUUUCAUGGCAGUUGUUGGAUUUCGGUAUGGUGAGCUAAGGGGCAAUCCUUGUGACGGACAAUCCCCGUCGGGAUUUUGCGACGGGAAAACAGCCCAGUUCGUGGUGUUCUAUGGGCUUACCUUCUUCUUCGCGAAUUUUGGGCCUAACAGCACGACGUUCAUCAUGCCGGCUGAGCUUUUCCCGGCGAGGCUCCGGUCCACCUGUCAUGGGAUAUCGGCAGCCGCCGGGAAGGCGGGGGCCAUUAUCAGUGCCUUCGUCGUCCAGAGAUACACACUCCAUGGGGACGAGAAUGAUGACAAGAUCAAGCGGGCCAUUAUUGGGUUAUCGGUGGUGAAUUUCAUCGGAUGUCUGUUCACUUUCAUGUUGCCGGAGACCAACGGCCGAUCGCUCGAGGAGAUCUCAGGUGAGGACAAGGAUCUCGACGGUGGGAGGGAGGAGAAUGGGAGGAAUUCAACGGCUGAGAUCCAUCCUAUUGUGGAAAUGGUUUAAGUUAAUGGCACUGAUUUAAGAGUGCUAAGC